Botrytis cinerea B05.10 is the source of this 876-nucleotide messenger RNA. RefSeq lists its product as hypothetical. The transcript has 3 exons. The record is from RefSeq and is a predicted model, not a curated record. The coding region runs from base 52 to 711 and encodes 219 amino acids. Lineage: Eukaryota; Fungi; Ascomycota; Leotiomycetes; Helotiales; Sclerotiniaceae.
GGCAGAAGACUGUUGGUUUACAUCACGACUUUGAACUAACCCGAUGGUAGAAUGAAACAAGCAGCUCCAAUCCGAGACCUUGGAAAUCAACUACUGAUCGAAACGAUCGCACUCGGAACUACAAAUUUCUCAAUAAACGCGAGAGAUGAGAGACACAUAACUCUCGACGAAUCAGACAGCCUUCGAACAGAUCGACCAGGACUUGAGCGAUAUCAACUAAAUCAAAAUGCAGCCAUCGGAGGUCACUCGUAUGACUUCGCCGAGCUGUAUGUUGAGCAUCGCGAGUGGCAAGAACAAGUGAAGAAAAUCAACCAACAACUGAAUGAGUGCAUUUUGCAUGCUACAAAUCUGCGCGAUGAUCCAAAGCUUAUGAACGAGACAUAUGCUUUGAUAAAGCUAGUCGAAUCUCUUAUAUGCGACCGAGAUGAGCGAGGGAUAAAAUUCGAAAUUGCUUUACAUGCUAGAGAGUUGGCAGAUGCGGAAGAUGCUGAAUUACGGAGAGAAGAGAAUGAUACUCCGGUUAUUUCAGAGGAAGAGGAGCCAAGAACAAAGAUAACCACCGCAGAUAUGAUUGAGUGGUUUGAAGCAAUCUCUGAACUUUGGGAGGAGGAUGUACGGACGGUUGCGAGUAUCCAUGCCGCAUAUCGUGCUGUUCGAAAUGGAGAAUUCAAUAACAUUCGAGAAGCGUUGGAGGAUGCAGUUAGUUUUUAAUAUUGGCUCUGAUCAUGGUCGUGGUGUCUUCAGACUCUAAACCAGACAACAAUCAAGAGGCUAGACAGGUCUGUAGAUUGAACGUUGUUCUCAAAACACUUGUUGGCACCUUGUCCUUCUCUCCAAAGCCCAAGCACGAAGAAAGGUCAUCAUAAUCGUUAUUUA